AUGUCAAGUCUAGCAAAGCGCAAAGCUGAGAAAGAUAUAUCGCCGCCGAAGACGAAGAAGACAAAGACGAUUAUUCCCGCCUAUCAUCUUACCUCUUCAAGACAGGAUGAGUCUGGAGAGAUUAUCUGGCCGGCACGGAAGGAGCAGAUUGAACGCGCGCGAGAAAUCAUUAAAGAAUGUGCUGAAGCCAAAAAACCAAUUGUCAUCUUACCCGACAAAGAUGCCGAUGGACUCUCCUCUGGCGCCAUACUCCAUCAUACAGUCACCGCUCUAGGUCUACCACCUUCUCUCAUAUCCGUUUACUUUCCCCCUAAAGGCUCCAACGUGCACGAAUCCACCACAAAGGCAGCUUUAACGGCCAUGUCCCCCUCCUACAUUUUCGUCCUCGACCAAGGCAGCAGAAAAACACCACCCAUCAUCGACCUACCACAUACAUGUCUCGUCAUAGAUCACCACUUUGCAGACGAAGGCGGAUUCCCACAAGGUGCCGAUUACGUCACAGCUCACGACUGUCCACCAGUCGCAACCAGCGCCUUAUUAACAUAUACUAUCUGUCUCCCGCUACACGCAGACCUUCACGAUAAAGUGUCUUGGUUGGCUGCAUUAGGUACACACGGCGACCUCGGAAGCAGCAUUAAGUGGGAACCGCCCUUUCCUGACAUGACAGCGACGUUCAAACUUCAUCCCAAGAAAGCCAUCAACGACGCCGUUGCCCUAGUCAAUGCGCCUAGGAGAUCAGCAGCGUACAAUGUGCAUGACGCGUGGGACGCUGUUAUAUCAGCGACCACUCCGGGGGAUAUAACAACAAAGAACGAGAAGCUUCAACUUGCUUCCCUAGAAGUACGGCGUGAGACGGAACGCUGCACACACACGCCGCCAAAGUUCUCGGCUGAUGCUACGAUUGCGCUGCUUACGAUAUCGAGUGCUGCGCAAAUCCACCCCGUUAUCGCUACACGCUGGUCCGGCACGCUCAAGUCAAAUAAACUGGAGGUGGUCAUGUGCGCGAAUGAAGGAUACCUUCCGGAUAAAGUCAACUUCUCUUGUCGGGUUGCCAAGUGCGCGCGGGCCAGAGAAGGGGAGGAGAAAGUCGACAUUAUCAAGAAGCUAGAGAGUAUUGUUGCAGACGACAAAGAGUUGAGAAACAGACUAGGUGAAAGCUUUGCGAGGGGGCAUAAAGAGGCUAGUGGGGGCAUUGUGGGGAAGGGAGAGUGGGAGGAAUUCAAGAAGUUGAUGGGUAUGAAGUACGCCACCGUUCUCCUCGCCGCCGCGGCAACCGUCUCCGCCCACUCGACCUGGCAGGAACUAUGGGUCGGCACUGAAGACAAAGCUGGCACCUGUGUGCGAACUGUCAAGGACAACAGCCCAGUCACUAGUUUGACAUCGCCGGACAUGUUCUGUGGUCGUGGUCCUGCUGCUUCGUCUGGAGUUUGUGAAGUCGCUGCCGGCGGUUCCCUGACCGUAGAGAUGCACGCCCAGCCCAACUCUCGCUCCUGCUCCCAACCCGCCAUCGGCGGCAACCACUACGGCCCCGUUCUAAUCUACAUGGCCAAAGUCGCCGACGCAAAAACUGCCACAUCAGGUUCCUUCUUCAAGGUCGCAGAGGACGGUUACACCGGCACAACGGCCUCGUGGGGAACUGAGAUCCUCAAUGCCAACUGCGGAAAGCGCGCCUUCACCGUGCCGAAGAACAUUGCUUCGGGCGAUUAUCUGGUUAGGGCCGAGGCGAUUGCUCUGCAUGCUGGAGCGAACAACCCGCAGCCGUAUGUCAGUUGCUUCCAGGUCAAGGUUACGGGAGGUGGUAGUGCGACGCCUGCAGGUGUUAGCUUCCCGGGCGGGUACAAGACUAGUGACCCGGUGUUUACAAAGGCGAUUUAUGAUUCUAGUUUCAAGUAUGUAAGCCCCGGGCCGGCUGUUUACUCUGGAUAA
Molecule: messenger RNA, 1926 nt
Organism: Alternaria atra
Lineage: Eukaryota; Fungi; Ascomycota; Dothideomycetes; Pleosporales; Pleosporaceae
Exons: 4
Coding region: 1-1926 (641 amino acids)
Source: RefSeq, a predicted model, not a curated record